Melitaea cinxia (Glanville fritillary) is the source of this 3876-nucleotide messenger RNA. Its product is annotated as sodium/hydrogen exchanger 9B2-like. Gene Ontology annotation, cellular component: membrane. The record is from RefSeq and is a predicted model, not a curated record. Bases 134 to 2431 code for a protein of 765 amino acids. Gene Ontology annotation, molecular function: antiporter activity. Gene Ontology annotation, biological process: proton transmembrane transport. Lineage: Eukaryota; Metazoa; Arthropoda; Insecta; Lepidoptera; Nymphalidae. The transcript has 13 exons.
UCUGAAAAGAGGUAGAUUGAAACGCGACUUCCGACCAACUCUGUCUAUGUAACGACUUCAACGAUUUGUUUACUUAGCUUAGGAUAUUUACACAAAUGUAGAUUAAUGAAGAGUAAUCUAGCCUUCGAAUAAAAUGAAGACACGAAAUUUUGGAGAGAAAGUUCAGGUUAACGGAAAUAAACCAGAAAAAGAUGUUGUGAAAAAGGAUAAGAAAGGACUGAAACAGGAAAAUCGAAGUGGAAAACGUUCACCGAUACUGCCACCUAAAAACCGUUCAAAGAGAUCUGGUGUGGACGCCGUGAAGCUACACAUACAAGCUACCGGUGGCACAGGCAGGACUUCCAGAUCAGCAACUGCGGUUCGCAAAACAAGCAUACGAAUGACGGCGAUAAAAGAAUACCCUUUCGAUCUGAGUGAUUUAAAACAUCAGAACAGCGAUACACGUUCUACGAAAACGAGUGAGCACAUGCCAAGCAGUCAAGGAUUAACAGUAAGACCAAGCACACCCUCCACCGACGGUAAAAGAAAAGUUUCUAUCAUGGCUGAUGAAGGAAGCAAAGAUAGAGAAAAUCUGCCAUCGGAAAGGAAUGGCAGAAUAUCAAGUCAAGCAGAAGGGCCUUCGCGCCGAAAAAGCAAUCUUCACAAUGCCAUGGCGGCUGAGAUUGAUUCCUCGUGGGAGCGACCAGUUCACAUCGAGGGAAGAUAUAAAAAAUACUCAACUACAUCUUCAGUCUAUUCGAAGAAAGCUUUGUCGCAUCAAAGUGAUCACAUAGAAAGAUCCUGGUGGUACGCAUGCUGUCAAAAAUGUCACACAGAAGAAUCUGGAACUCCGUCAUGGGAACCUCCACAUUGGCAGAAGUUAUGUCCUUAUCCAUUAUGUCCCACUUACAGACAUUUUGCUCAAAAUCUUUCUAUACUGUUAAUUGGAAUAAUGGUGUGGGUGUUGACGUGGAUAGUAUUGGGCGAAACCGCGGCACCAGGCGGUCAACUAUUCAUGAUGGCUGUUCUUACCAUCGCCGCUCACUUCGGUGGUUGGCUUGUAGUGAAAGUAACUUCUCUGCCACCACUUGUAGGAAUGCUCAUUGUAGGAAUAAUAAUGAAAAAUAUCGGCUUCGUCAAUUUUAAUUCGGAUUUUCAACACGUAAAUUCUUACAUAAGAAAAAUAGCUUUAACAAUAAUUUUAACAAGAGCCGGUCUAGAUUUGGACCCGACUGCAAUGAAAAAAUUCUUCUUUACCGUUAUCAAGCUUGCUUUACUACCAUGGGCAAUUGAGUGCGGACUUUGUGCAGUAUUGUGCAACCUUUUACUUGGUUUGCCUUGGGACUGGGCUUUCCUCCUGGGAUCCAUAUUUGCUGCUGUGUCACCAGCCGUAAUCGUACCAUGUCUAUUUCGUCUUCGAGAAAAGGGUUACGGUGUAUCGAAAGGUAUACCAACACUAGUACUUGCAGUGUCGGGUAUAGACGAUGCCGCCAGUGUCGCUGUUUUUGGCAUAAUAUCAUCAAUUAUGUUCUCGACCUCGUCGCUAACAACAAAUAUUAUUCAGGGUCCCCUUAGCGUUAUUGGAGGUGUUGCGUUUGGUGUUUUCUGCGGAUAUGUAGUGAAAUACAUCCCGGAAAGAAAUGACGCUUUCUUAGUACCAAUAAGAGUGCUGUUACUACUUACUGGAAGUCUUAUGUCUGUGCUUGGUUCUGAAGAAAUCGGUUGGGGCGGUGGUGGACCCCUAGCUGUAAUUGCUUUUUCUUUCGUUGCGUGCAAAGAGUGGGUCGAGCAAGGUUGGGAACUCGAGGACAAUCCUGUAGCUACUGCCUUCGAAAUAUUCUGGAUGUUUUUCGAACCUAUGUUGUUCAGCAUCACAGGAGCUCAAGUUGUUAUUGCAGAGUUGCCUGGACACUUAGUAUUAAUGAGUUGUGGAAUAAUCAUCGUGUGUAUUGUGGUUCGCGCUCUACUAACCAGCGUCUCAGCUGUACGCAGUAACCUUAACAUGAAAGAAAAGAUUUUCGUUGGUUUUGCUUGGAUGGCCAAAGCAACUGUUCAGGCUGCAUUAGCACCAGUUGCGUUAGACGAGAUCCGCAGAAUGAAUACGGAUAGUGAAACAAUGGCUCAACUUACGAGCUACGCAGAAGUCGUAUUCACAAUUUGCAUUUUGUCCAUCGUCAUCACAGCACCACUUGGAGCCAUUAUUAUUACGAUCACCGGUCCUAGACUACUUUCUAAGACAUCUAAGCCACCUGUAUUAGAAGGAUGGCGUCGAUCACAUAGGCCGUCUAUUCGUGAUAUUUCUAUCAUCGAUGAAGAAGAGCUAGCUGAACGAGAUGCAGUAGUUGAAGCUGUAACUCCAAACUCUCUACCAGUUUCUCCUUUGCCGACCUCGACUCCAAACGCGUAUAGCACGCCGAAUCCUGUUACAGUACAACCUAAUCACCGCACCUGAGUCUAGUUUCAUCAACUAAUUAUUUACCCGUCCACAUAUAAAAAUAGACUCCUAGUUUUAGACCUUAUUGUUACACUGAGUAAUAAAACAUGCUCGUUAAUUCGUUUAAUAUUUUCAGUUAUCGGAUAUUAUCAUACUUCAGAUUUGAUGGGAGCCUUAGAAUACAUUUUUGUAGUAAGUAGAAGUGUCUCUUUAUCUUUUUGUAUAAUGUGACAGUUUUGAAAUUUAUAAAAAAUUAUAUAUCUUUACCAUAAUGUGCCUUUUCAAUAAAAUGUAAAUUCAUAUUUUUGUACUAAGCGCUAUGUACAUAUUAGAAUGAAAGUGCCACAAGUGAAAGAAAAGUGUGAUAUAAUUAUUAAAUAUACUUUAAAAAAUAGAUGCUGCAAAAUAAAGCCUCGCUAAGAAACUUUUCAUCGUAUGUAAACAUAGAUUUUAGUACCUAUAAAUUAUUUAAUUUAAACCCAUGUAAAUAUAUUUUUUUUAAUUACAUCGAAUAGUUACGGUUCAAAGUGCAACUUUACGGAAUUAAUUGUCAAAAUUAUUGUAACAGUUUGCGGACCAAGUUAUAAGCAUUGUCUAAAUAUAUGAAGGCGUCUCAAAAAUCAAAUGUAUUUUUAGAUUUUUGCUAAAUGCACUUUGGUCCCAUUAUGACCAAUUUUACUUACAGCUGAUAAAGUUUCACAUAGUUGUCCUACACAUAAAAUGAUCUAAGUUAUCGACAGGUUUUCCUUUUUCACUUUCAUACUUUUUACCUGUCAGGUAUUAAUUUACGAAGGUUGUGAAACCUAAUGUUGUGGUUAAGCUUGCACAUAAUCUACUAAUACACUAUCUGAAACCUUAUCAGGAACCGGUGAACUUAGCUCUUUUUAGCAUAAAUAUAGUCGUAAGUCUAAACAGUAUUGUGAUUAUCUUCUUAAUAUUUAUAACUUAAGUAUUUACUUUUAGUUGAAGAAAACGUAAUGUACAAACAAACAUGUAUUUUAUAUUAAAAUUUGCUACUCAAUUAAUAUUACAUAUUUAAAACUUUUAAUGUAAGUACUUAUGUUCUUAUUGUGACCAGCAUUUUAUGUAGUAAUUUUAUUAAAUGAUAUCAUUAGAACAACGUCUUUGAGUAUAGAUAUUCAACAAAUUUACCCAAACUAGUUGCAAAAAGAAAAGUAAUUAAAAUUAAUAAAAAGUUUCCGUUUAAUAAGCACAUUUAAAUUUUUACCAAUAUACUUUUAAAAUAUAGCUAUCUAUUAAAAAUAUUAUUCUAAGUAUGAAAUAUAGUACUUAUACAGUGUGAUAUAUUAGCAUAACACAUGAUUUUAAUAAUUUAAUUGUACCGUACAUAGUUCAUAAUUAGGUUUAACUUAAGAAAUAAUGCAGAAAUGAGUCAUAUUCUUAAUUGUCGGAUGAUACUAUGCCCAUGAUGUAUUCAAAUACAAAUAGAAUAAUUAAAAAUU